CAAGCUUCUCCGGCGGUCGGUGAGUGAUGGGGACGAGUCGCGGUGCAGGCUGUGUGAUUAAGAGUCUGUGGCUUCUGGUCGCCGCCAGGUGCGCUUUGGCGCAGGCGCCGCCUCCCUCGACGCCGUCGGAUAAGUAUAACCCCUACUUCGGCUCGCCGACCUUCAACCCCACCAUGGCCAUCGUCAUCGUGUUCCUCGUCACGGCCUUCUUCUUCGUCAUCCUCCUCUCUAUCUACAUCCGCCGCUGCGCCGGCGGCAGCUUCGACGACCCUGGCGGCCCCGGCCGGCCGCGGCGGCUGCUGUCGCGGCUGCAGCAGAACAGGGGGCUCAGCGCUGACGUCAUCGAGACGUUUCCGACGCUGCUUUACGCCGAUGUGAAGGGGCUCAAGCUGGGCAAGGGCGCGCUGGAGUGCGCGGUGUGCCUCUGCGAGUUCGACGACGACGACGCGCUCCGCCUCCUGCCGCCCUGUAGCCACGCCUUCCACCCCGAGUGCAUCGACGCCUGGCUGGCCUCCCACGUCACCUGCCCCGUCUGCCGCUCCAACCUGGCCGAAGAAUCCGGCGGUGCCACCAUCUACCUUUUGGAUUCGCCCCCUUCCAUCGACCCCCCUGCGUCCCUCGAACCCCCUGUUUCUCCGCUGCCGCCGGAUCAAGUGGCCGUCGUCGUCGAUCCGAAGACGGGUUCAGAGCCGAUGGCCUCGCUGACGGAGAGACAGAGGAGGGAUGUAGGUUCGCGGUCGUGGAGACUGCGGCCGCCGAAGCUACUACGCUCAUACUCCACCGGGCACUCCGUGACACUUCCCGGGGAGAACGUCGACCGCUACACCCUCCGGCUUCCGGAUCAUAUUCGAAGGGAGAUCUUUGCCACCCCCAACAACCUCCAUUUUCCGACGAGCCGCCUCGAGCUCACGGACGAAGGCACCUCCCACCGCGUCGUCGGCGGAUCAACAAUAGACGACGCGAGAAACCGCGCCGGGAGGGGCGUACGUUUCGGAAGGUCAGACCGUUGGCCUUCGUUCUUCAUCCGCACGUUGUCGGCGAAGUUUCCGGCGCGGGCCACGCCCAGGAGAGCGGACGGCGGCGAGGCGCCGGCGAGAAAGUGGGAGGCAGAGGGGACAUCAAGCGGCAAAUUCGAGGGACCCACGAGGGCUCCAUUCAACUGCCCCAGCCCUCCAGGCAACGAUGCAAAGCCGGCGGACGACCAGGACUAGACUAGGCGCCGGCAGCCGGAGGAUCAGUCAAAACAGAACCAAGCUGAUCCCCUUUUUCUUGCAAAUCUACAGGUAUAAUGUGGCUCCUACAAAAUGUAGAUAAUAUGAAAAAUCAAAAAGCAAUCACAAGUCGGCAAACUUGAGAUUGAAGGGAGUGGUUCCACUGACUUGUCAAUGCCAAGACUCGAUGCGUUUCGAUUAAUCUAAACUAAACAAUCUUCAUCUGA
Messenger RNA from Zingiber officinale, 1438 nucleotides. Its product is annotated as E3 ubiquitin-protein ligase ATL31-like. The transcript has a single exon. The record is from RefSeq and is a predicted model, not a curated record. The coding region runs from base 27 to 1211 and encodes 394 amino acids. Lineage: Eukaryota; Viridiplantae; Streptophyta; Magnoliopsida; Zingiberales; Zingiberaceae.